CUCUAAUUCUGUACAGCAGAGAAAAAGCACGGGAGAAUUAGAAGGGAGGACGUGACUGAACAAGAAGGGUAAACAGAGAGGAUUUUAUGGGAAGCAUGGAGGAAACACACAUACAAAGCAUUGCUACCCACUGAAGGACAGCCAGAGUCUUGCUGAACAUCAUGGCUCAGGCGGAAGGGCGAAAAGACAAUAUGGUGUCCUACAAUCAGAAUAGGCGUCGGCCAUUGUCUUGCGGGGAGCUGGAGGGUCUGUCAUGGUGCGGCCUUCGGACCGUUGACCUCCAUAAGAACUUGCAGGGAUUCGGCUUCACUCUGCGCCACUUCUUGGUCUACCCACCAGAGUCCUCUUUCCAAAACAUCAAGGAUGAAGUCAAUGGAAAUGCAGGGAAAAAAUGUGGUCAGCAGUUUUGUUUGGAACCAAUGGACACCGUUUUUGUAAAGAGUGUAAAAGAAAAUGGACCUGCUUGCCGAGCUGGGCUGUGCACAGGUGACAGACUGGUAAAAGUGAACGGGGAGAACAUUCUAGGUAAAACCUACUCUCAGGUGAUUGCAUUAAUUAAAAACAGUGAAACAAGGUUGGAGCUCUCUGUUAUACAAAAAGAUGAGGAUGUACUGCAAUUGGUAAGUGUGCACUCCCAGGAUGCGUACUUGAAAGGAAAUGAGUCAUAUUCAGACGAGGCCAAGGACCUUCCGGAACCCCUUUUUCACUAUUGUUUUUCUACAAAUCCCAAGUCCAAUCCUUCACAGCCAAGACACAAGCUCAGUAGUCCACUGGACAACUGUGAGUACAGACCUGGUCCAACUACUUCACCAAUGGACAAGCACCUUUCUAUUGCGUCUCCUGAGGAUGCCUGCAGCAACGUUUUCACGUCAGCGAGGCCCCUUGGCCAUGCUUCUUUAGCCAUCAGUGCACUAGACUUUCACAUUGCCAACCACUAUGCUGCAAUCACAUCAGCAACUUUUCCCCCACCACGGAAGAGCAGCCUGCCAGCCCCUGGUGACGUUCAUACUGAUUCUUUCUGCCACCAAGGUCUUUCAGAAUUCCAGGCUGAGGUGUAUGAGCACCUGUCACCCCGCAAGUGGAGUACAUACCAGGAUUGUUUAGCAGAACAGGAUUUGGGCGCCAGACCUCCAUCUGCCUCUGCACAAAGAAAUCUGAGAGAGAGCCUGUUGUGUCAUCAUCAAGCUGAUGCAGUUUCCAAUCGUUCCUAUUGGCUGGGAGACUGGGGGGAUUUAAGACCAGGAAGGACAUCAUGCUCAGAGAGUUUGCUGUCAGCUUAUGCAGAGUAUGAGCAUAACUAUGGCCGUUCUAUAGAAACCUUAGCAAAAGCCUCUGCAGUUAUAACAUCAUCCCCAGAUCACUCUUUAGAAAGUUCUCAUGUAACAAGAAUCUGCGAACGACUUGAGCACCAAAGUCCAGAAACCUUUCUGUCCUGCACAGUAUCUCCUUGUGGUAAGCGAGCUGGUCAGCAGGAAGCUGAACCCCAAACAAGGGGAAUAAGGAAUGAGGUAGUGGUCCACAAAAAUGGCCGUCUCCUCCAGCCAGUCCUGGCUCUAAGAGAGCCCUACAACAUGGACCCGCACUCAAGCCUCAGCCCCGAAACUAGAAGCAAUGCGUCUGCGAAUAAAGUGGUGAUGCGACCCAAGUCCACUCCCAACCGACCUGUAUCAGAGGGCAGAGCUCAAACGGGUCAUGACAGGCAUGUAAUCUCCAUGAUCAGUCUAAAUCAAGAUGUCCUGAAGAAUGAUAAAAACCCUGCUACAACUUUAAAUCCAAGGUCACUUGAGUCCCCCUCUCCUGUAUAUGUUGGUCCGUGUGCCAGUCGCAGGGCUAAAGGAAGCCUGGCCCAGCAGGCAUAUGACUCCCUGUCGUCCAUUCCCUUCCUAGGUAGUAUUAAAGGACGCCGCUCUUCAUAUUUGCUGGCCAUUACGACGGAGAGGUCCAAGUCCUGUGAUGAAGGUCUGAACACCAUUAGGGAAGAAGGACAUGUUUUCUCAAAACUACCAAAAAGAGUCAAGAGCUUUUUCAUCAAUGAGUCUCUUGAGAGCUUGAAAGCACAGGAGGAAGCCCAAAGGUCCAAACAUUACUCCACUUCUGAACUGGGGACAAUCAAUUUCAGCAACAUCCGCAAGGAAGGCUGGCUACACUACAAACAGAUUCUCACAGAAAAGGGCAAGAAGGUCGGUGGUGGUAUACGUCCUUGGAAGCACGUCUUUUCCGUGCUGCGUCCACAUUGGGUCCUCCUGUACAAAGACAAAAGAGAGGCUGUCCUUCACGGGGAAGGUGCCGGUCCAGGUCUGGACGAAUACCCCCCGAUCAGCAUUUGUGGCUGCCUGAUCGACAUUGCUUACAGCGAAACAAAGCGGAAGCACACUCUGAGACUGACCACCCAGAACUUCUGCGAGUAUCUGCUCCAAGCGGAGAGCAGGGAUGAUAUGUUGGCGUGGAUCAAGCUCAUCAGGGAGAACAGCAAAAUGGACAAUGAGGAUGUUGGUUCAUCAAGACAGGCUCUGAUCAACAAAAAGCUGAAUGACUACAGGAAACACAGUUUUUCAGGCAACCAACCGGAUUCUUCUCCUGGAAGUCAUCGUGGGAUUCCUCCCUUCCUUUUGGCUAAGACUGAAAACACCGCAGUGAAUCCAUCGUCCAAAACUGAUGACAACAAGGCACCGUGGGGCAUCAGUAUCAUGAAGAAGUCCAAAAAGACCAGCAGUCCAAAGGCUUUUGGUGUGCGCCUUGAGGACUGCCAGCCUGCUGUCAAUCACAAAUUUGUCCCGCAGGUUGUGGAGAUGUGUUGUGGCGUGGUGGAAGCAACUGGUCUGGAUUCCACUGGUAUCUACCGGGUGCCAGGGAACAAUGCCAUGGUGUCUAACCUGCAGGAUCAUCUGAAUAAAGGUUUUGAUAUCAACACCGCUAAAGAGAGAUGGCAGGACUUGAAUGUCAUCAGCAGCCUGCUGAAGUCUUUUUUCCGAAAACUUCCCCAACCUUUGUUUACUGACGAGAAAUAUCAAUCCUUCAUUGAUGCCAACAGGAUAGAAGACACAAGGGACCGGCUAAAGACCAUGAAAAAACUGAUUCAUGACCUGCCAGAUUAUCAUCGCCACACCCUCAAGUUCCUAGUGGCUCACUUAAAAAAAGUGGCAGAUCACUCGGAAAAGAAUAAGAUGGAACCAAGAAACCUGGCUCUGGUGUUUGGUCCGACUCUGGUGAGGACAUCAGAAGACAACAUGACGGAUAUGGUCACCCACAUGCCUGACCGCUACAAAAUAGUCGAGACAUUAAUCCUACACUACGGGUGGUUCUUCCCUGAAGAAGAGCGAGAGGAGCAGGGAAAACCUCCAGAUGAUAAGUGGGACAUGCAACCUGUGCCAAAGAUUGACCAUCUGUUGUGCAACAUUGGCAGGCAGGGUAUGCCAGGAGAAGCAUCAGUGGAUCCUCUACUUCGACUUCGACACCAGCGAUUCAGUUAGAUUGAAGCUUUCUUUGACCUCUGUGAGCAACCUCAAUGCCAGCAACAUCCUGCCUAAGUCCACCAUCUCGACUGUUACCCGCAAACGAAGAAAAUGCCCAGCUACCCUCUUCUCUGAGAGCGGUUCAGCUGAGGAUUGUGACCAUCAAAGGAGGAGGGAGUGGAAAAGAAGAUAGAGAUGUUCCAAUAUUGUGUCCAAUAUUCCACAGAAAAACAUGUGGGUGUCAGUUACAAAAACAAAGACUGUAUACAAAAACCAGACAGAACGGCUUACUCUCCAAAAUAAUCGUCCAAUAAUUCCGCAUCCUUAGACCUAUACCUUUUUGCAUUAAUCUUCACAAUUUCACAGGGGGAACGAGCUGCAGUUUCUCUGAGGAUCAUUCCAAAAAAGUUUACUGACCCAUGCCAGGUUUUUAAUUAUUAUAGCAGACUCCGGCAACUCACCAGCAAACCACGCCACUUUGCAAAAAGUGUAAACUAAAUCAUUGUCAAUUAAUUUGGAGCUUAAAGGCCUACUGAAAUGAUUUUUUUUUUUUAAACGGGGAUAGCAGAUCCAUUCUAUGUGUCAUACUUGAUCAUUUCGCGAUAUUGCCAUAUUUUUGCUGAAAGGAUUUAGUAGAGAACAUCGACGAUAAAGUUCGCAACUUCCGGUCGCUGAUAAAAAAAGCCUUGCCUGUACCGGAAGUAGC
Messenger RNA from Entelurus aequoreus (snake pipefish), 4158 nucleotides. RefSeq names its product rho GTPase-activating protein 23-like. Bases 162 to 3470 code for a protein of 1102 amino acids. The record is from RefSeq and is a predicted model, not a curated record. Gene Ontology annotation, molecular function: protein binding. Gene Ontology annotation, biological process: signal transduction. The transcript has 24 exons. Lineage: Eukaryota; Metazoa; Chordata; Actinopteri; Syngnathiformes; Syngnathidae.